Messenger RNA from Lithohypha guttulata, 1539 nucleotides. RefSeq lists its product as uncharacterized. Gene Ontology annotation, molecular function: iron ion binding; heme binding; oxidoreductase activity, acting on paired donors, with incorporation or reduction of molecular oxygen. NCBI's taxonomy places the organism in Eukaryota, Fungi, Ascomycota, Eurotiomycetes, Chaetothyriales, Trichomeriaceae. Bases 1 to 1539 code for a protein of 512 amino acids. The record is from RefSeq and is a predicted model, not a curated record. The transcript has 3 exons.
AUGCCCUUGUUCUCGUUUCCUCUCAGUGCCAGCCUUCUGGUUGUGGUUCUUGCGUUAGGAGUCAUUAUCCGAGCUCACUUCAAAGCUAGAAAGUACAACCAUCUUGUAUGGAGCGGCACAUCAAGCAGAACAGCAUUCGGCCUGCUAUAUGCUAGGGUUCGCAACACGAUCUACAUGAGACAGAAUUAUCAGAGUGCUGUCGAUAAUUAUCCCUCGAAAGGUCAAGCUUGCUUCAUGCCCGACGUCCUGAAAGACACUAUCAUCCUCCCAGCCGAGGAACUCGAAUGGCCUCGAGAUCCCCACACGCUCACCGACCCAUACAUUGUUCAACGUCAUGAGCCCCAUCACAAAGGAAUUUCGCGCGAUCUUACACGUCGGCUCGGAGACUUGACACAGGACAUUUUCGACGAACUAUCCACGAGCAUCGACGAGGAGUGGGGCAAACAUACCGGUCAAUGGACGGAAAUCAACCCAUACACAACGAUGCUCAAGGUUGUCUUCCGUACAGGCAAUCGUAUCUUCAUAGGCCCGAAAUUGUGCAGAAAUCAAGAGUUCAUGGAAGAAACCCUCGGUUUUGCAAAUUCAGUUGUGCCAAAUGCCAUCCUAAUUCGACAAUUGCCCAGGUUUCUACGUCCAUCGAUGAUACCACUGAUAACUAUGAAGAACAAACGCCAUCGAAGACGAGUUACAGAAAUAAUUAUGCCUGAGGUACUCGCGCGUCAAGCGAUGAUCAGGGGCGACUCGGAACAGAAACUCAAUUCGAAACCCAACGACUUUCUGCAAUGGUUGACCGAAGCUGCAGAGUUAUCAGAAAGAGAUCGUGAUCGAGUUCCGAAGGUGAUCUGCGGCAGACUGAAAGUGGUCAAUUUCGCUGCCAUCCACACCACAACAAUCACGUCCACGAACGUAAUCUUCGAUCUCAUUUCGUCGCCCUCUUCUCAGGAUGUUAUCGAUAUACUUCGGCGAGAGGCAGCUAAUGCCUUCGCUACCAACAACAACACAUGGACGAAACAAGGGAUAAACCAGAUGUCAAAGAUAGACAGCCCACUCAAAGAAUCCUUCCGCCUCGGAUCCCUAUCAGCAUACGGCCUCCUUCGAGCAGUCGUCAAAAAAGGUGGCAUCACUACACCCCACAGCAAUACAUACCUCCCAGAAGGCGCAACAGUAGGAAUCGCCGCACAAGCUAUCCAUCACGACCCCGAAAUCUACCCUGAGCCGAAUGAAUAUCGUCCCUUCCCCUUUGCAGAGUUGCGUGCCGAAGCUACCGCGAAGCUGGAGGGUGGCACAGCUGGAAUACUCAAGGCUGCGAACCUUGCUUUUCCGAGCGUGUCGCCUACAUUUCAGGCCUUUGGUUUUGGUAAACAUGCUUGUCUGGGCAGGUUUUUUGCAGCCAGUAUGCUUAAGCUGCUGCUUGCCUACAUCGUGCAGCAUUAUGAAUUUCAGAUGUUAAAGAGGAGACCUGAUAGGACGUGGAUUGGGCCGAAUAUCAUUUGUCCUAUGGACCUGACUGUCAGAGUGAAGAGGCGGAGGUUGUCGUGA